UAGCGAUGUACACUGGGGGAGUAGAGGUGUCAGUGUAAGGAGUAUGAGCAUCCUCACAGAGGACGUCUGCUGGCAAUUUUUUCCUCUUAACCUGAAGCUUUGGGAUUCUGUCCCUCUAUCCUUAACCUGAUUUCCAAAAUGUCUGACUUUGAAGACUUCACCAAGCCAGCAGGGCAGGCUAACGUUUCAGAAAGCUACCAGCUGAACCCCACCAGCAUCAUUGUGUCGGUGGUCUUCUCCCUUAUCUUUCUCCUAGGGACAGUGGGAAACAGCUUGGUGCUGGCCGUGCUUCUCCGCAGCGGCCAGGUGGGGUACAACACCACCAACCUGUUUAUUCUCAACCUGAGCAUGGCCGACUUCUUCUUCAUCAUCUUCUGCGUCCCUUUUCAAGCCACCAUCUACUCCCUGGAAGGCUGGGUGUUUGGCUCCUUUAUGUGCAAAGUGGUCCACUUCUUCAUCAACCUGACCAUGUACGCCAGCAGCUUCACGCUCGCCGCCGUCUCUGUCGACCGAUACCUGGCUAUCCGUUACCCACUGCGCUCCAGAGAGCUACGGACACCAUGUAACGCAGUGGUUGCUAUGGUAGUCAUCUGGGGCCUCUCUCUGGUCUUUGCCGGCCCCUAUCUCAGCUACUACGACCUGAUCGACUACGCAAACAGCACUGUGUGCAUCCCCGGCUGGGAGGAACAAAACCGGAAGGUCCUGGACACGUGUACCUUCCUUGUUGGUUACGUCAUCCCCGUGCUGAUCGUGAGCCUUUCAUACACACGAACAAUCAAAUAUCUGUGGACAGCUGUGGACCCUCUGGAUGGGAUGUCAGAAUCCAAGAGGGCCAAACGGAAAGUCACCAAAAUGAUCAUAAUCGUCACUGUGCUUUUCUGCAUCUGCUGGCUGCCGUACCACGUGGUGAUCCUGUGCUACCUUUAUGGAGACUUCCCCUUCAAUCAGACUACGUAUGCAUUCAGGCUUCUGUCUCACUGCAUGGCAUACGCCAACUCCUGCGUCAACCCCAUUGUGUACGCUCUGGUGUCCAAGCAUUUUCGGAAAGGCUUCAAGAAGGUGUUUAGCUGCAUCCUGAGUAAAAAAGGCAGAAAUAAGGUGCACGUGGUGCAUGUGGCUAAUACUGUGCCAGGGUUUGAAGCUGGUUCCACAGAGGUGUCUCAAGUGAAUGAGGAGAAUAUACGGCAGAAUGAAUGUGAGAUGAUAAACAGGCCCAUAGCAGAGCCAAGAGAACCAACGGUGACUCUCAAUCUGCCCUUUCAGCGGCAGACGUGACAAGUGAUUCAGACUGACAGCAGAUUGCCUAUUUAAAAGAUGCUGCAGCUGAUAUUUUAAAAAAUGUGCAAAUUUGUGAUCACAGUAUUAACACAUUUAGAGGCAAAUAUGAAAGGAGAUCAAAUAUUCUUGCACAGACAUAGAGUGUUAAGAAGUAAA
Messenger RNA from Cheilinus undulatus (humphead wrasse), 1434 nucleotides. It is a transcript of the gene galr2b, whose product is annotated as galanin receptor 2b. The record is from RefSeq and is a predicted model, not a curated record. Gene Ontology annotation, biological process: G protein-coupled receptor signaling pathway. Gene Ontology annotation, cellular component: membrane. NCBI's taxonomy places the organism in Eukaryota, Metazoa, Chordata, Actinopteri, Labriformes, Labridae. Gene Ontology annotation, molecular function: G protein-coupled receptor activity. Bases 139 to 1275 code for a protein of 378 amino acids. The transcript is spliced from 3 exons.